CCUCUCUGUCUAAUUGCCCUAAUAUCUCUCCCUCUCUCUCUCUGCACCGCUCGCCAGCGCCGUGGCCACCACCGUCCACCGUCUCUCUCCGCCGGCGUUACUACCGGUAGAAUAAUAUUUGAGCACCAACGGUGAAAAAGUUUCCAUUUUUAUACAAUACGCAACCCUCAACAGUGCUAGGGUUUGUCCGAGGCAAGUUAAAGAGGUAAACGAUGGUUGAAACACUUUUAGAGGAUAUCUUUAGAGUUGAGCGAGUCGACCCAGAUGGUAAAAAGUUUGAUAGAGUUUCUCGAAUUGAAGCAGUCAGUGAGCAGCUUGAUAUGCACAUGCAGCUAGAUGUAAACACAGAGAUAUAUCCUCUUCAUGUUGGGGAGAAAUUCAUGAUGGUAUUAGCAUCCACUCUAAACUUGGAUGGAACACCUGACAGUGGUUAUUAUACUCAGGGUGGAAGGAAGUCACUUGCAGACAAGUUUGAAUAUGUCAUGCAUGGGAAGUUAUAUAGGAUCUCAGAUGCUUCAGGACCAAAUGUUAAAGUGGAGAUGUGUGUAUCAUUUGCAGGGCUUUUGAUGCUGCUGAAAGGGGACCCUACUACUGUUGCACAGAAGUUUGAGCUUGACCAGAGGUUGUUUAUCCUCAUCAGGAAGGUCUGAAACUCUAUUGUAAAUCACGAACAAACUUAUUUCCAUUUUGGCUCAAAGAAUAUGUAAUCUGAGAUGCUCCUCAAUUUCUGAACUUUGGAUUUUACUGUUAUAACAGUUUAGAAACCCUACUUAGAGAUAUAUUAUGAAGUGUGGGUGUAUUCUCACGCAUGCUUGUGUAUUUGAACCACAUCUUUUAUUAAUAAAUAUGGUUAAGGAAGAACAUUCUGGCU
This is a messenger RNA of Camellia sinensis, 871 nucleotides long. Its product is annotated as DNA-directed RNA polymerases II and V subunit 8A. Gene Ontology annotation, cellular component: RNA polymerase III complex; RNA polymerase I complex; RNA polymerase II, core complex. Gene Ontology annotation, biological process: DNA-templated transcription. Lineage: Eukaryota; Viridiplantae; Streptophyta; Magnoliopsida; Ericales; Theaceae. The record is from RefSeq and is a predicted model, not a curated record.